This is a messenger RNA of Gracilinanus agilis (Agile Gracile Mouse Opossum), 621 nucleotides long. RefSeq lists its product as uncharacterized. The transcript has 3 exons. The record is from RefSeq and is a predicted model, not a curated record. Lineage: Eukaryota; Metazoa; Chordata; Mammalia; Didelphimorphia; Didelphidae. The coding region runs from base 1 to 621 and encodes 206 amino acids.
AUGACUUUGUUAUCAUCAUUGCUCUUGUUGUUGGUAGUAGGAGUGACCUCUGUGGAGUCAGUGUCUAGCUACUCCUUUCAUCUUCAUACAUGUUUAUAUCUCUUGAGACACAUGACUGUUGUAGCUGAGUCUCAGGACAGAAACUUGACAGAAAAGACCACGGCGAACAUCCUGGAGUCACCCAAGUAUCCAAUGCAGAAGGGCUCCCUUAACCUUCUGAAGCAGAAAUGGGAGUCCAACGAUGGCCAGAAAAGUGAAUGUAAUGUUGGGGGCAGCCGCUGUAGACGCUUCCAACCCAAAGACAACAAAUUACUUGAGUCUGGAAAUGCUGCAGAUGCAUCAACUGGGCUUUCCAUAGCCCCCAAAUUCAUAUCAAAUCUAGGAGAGCAAAAGAAGGACAUGGAAUCAGUGUGCAAAAUAGAUACUGGACUAGAUGGUGGCCAGAUUGAAGUGAUAAAAGAGGAUAUGAAGGGGGCUCGCCGCAGGAUCGAGCACUUCUCAAUUGCCCUGGAGGAGCUAAAGAGUAUAUUUGAAGCUCCCAGGGGUGCAGCUGGCCUGGCUGGUGGCAGCAAAAAGGUAAGACAUUCCAUUGUAAUAUGUAACCGGCAGGUAACCAACUAA